AUGACAGACAUAACACCGGACUUCAACAUCUGCCUGAAGGGAAAGGGAGCAUCGCUGGUACUACAGCAUCAGUAUGACUUUACCAAGAUCAACAGCUUCCUACAAGAAGCGUACAGCAUCAACGCCCGCAUUCGCGACCUAACCCGCGAACUCCGCUCCAUCCGGCCCGCCUACCUCUCCACCGCCCCUCCAUCCCGGCGCAAACACCUAUCCAGUAACCCUUCCAACCACGACCGCAGCCGCCCCCUCACUGACAGCGAGCGCGACGAGAUCGACGCGCAAUCCAAGCAACUGCUCCGCCAACUCAACGGUGCAAUUGAAAGUCUCAAGCAAGCGGAAGAAGUCCGAAGACAGACGCAAGACUCCGUCGCUCUCUCCAAACGCGCACGCGGCGGCCUCGGAGCACUAGGUCGAUGGGCCGCGGGCGGGGCAGUGACCGCGAAGAGUCCCGACGAGGAACGGCAGGAUGCCGAGGGGAAGGUGCUCGCGGCGCAUAGGGAGAGUGUAAUCAUGUAUUUGCAAGCGAAGCUGGGGGAGGCGGGGAGUGUGCAGGGAGAGAUGAUGGAGGUGAGGUUGGGAAGGGAGGUGGAGAAGAGUAAGAGUGUGCUUUACAAGUCGAGGUUGGCAGCCGGUGGGAUACCGUAUGCGCAGGAUGAUGAGGAGAUGAUGCAGCACGGUAGUCCGCCGACGCGGAAACGACAAUCCAUGCCGAAUGGUUACGACACCACUUCAUCCGGCGGUGAAGCUGACGGUCAUCCACCCGAGCUCACGCAGGAGCAGCAACAAGUCUUCGCUGAGGAGAAUAGCGAGCUAAUCAAACACUACAACUCCCAACUCGACCAGAUUGCCGCCGCCGAACGCAGCAUCCUGGAGAUCAGCGAGUUGCAGGGUAGCCUGGUGCAGAACCUGCAGGCGCAGGCAGAGAGUAUCGAUCAGCUGGUACAGGACUCGUACUUGACCACGGAGAAUGUGGGUAAAGGUAACAAGGAGCUGAAGAGGGCGAGCGAGAGGAGGAGCACGGCCCAGGCGAUCUUUUAUGCGACGUGCGCUUUUUGUUCGUUUUUGGUUGUGUGGGAUUUGGUUUUCUGAGCCUAGUCUGAACUCUUCGAAGUGAAGCACCAUCGAGCAUUUCGCGCAUAAUGUCAGUCUGGACGUCUCGGCGUCUGCAGCACGUCAAGCACAGCAAUCUCAUCAGUCAUGGUUCUGCGGAGAACCUGCUACUGUUUAUAGCUGUAGAUCACCAAUGGUGACGAGGCUUCGGUUUACUCCGGUAUACACCAAGGUUC
Molecule: messenger RNA, 1286 nt
Organism: Baudoinia panamericana UAMH 10762
Lineage: Eukaryota; Fungi; Ascomycota; Dothideomycetes; Mycosphaerellales; Teratosphaeriaceae
Exons: 2
Coding region: 1-1089 (362 amino acids)
Biological process (GO): retrograde vesicle-mediated transport, Golgi to endoplasmic reticulum
Cellular component (GO): SNARE complex; endoplasmic reticulum
Source: RefSeq, a predicted model, not a curated record